UGAAAAUUCUUUCUUUCAGUUUCUUUUUUUAUUUAAUUCGAAAAAAUUAUUAUUUAGUUGCUUUAAUAUAAAAAAAAUUAUUUAUGUGAUAAUCACACUCGUAGUAAAUUGUUUUCUGUGAUAAAACUAAAGAUUUUAUUUCUUCAAAAAAAUAAUUUGAGUUUAUUAGGAUUUUAAUGGAAAGUUGAUUCAGACUUUUCAUGCAAUAGCAUUUCCAUGGAUAAAGAAAAUAGACAGUAGUACCACUUUAGCUUAGCUGUCACCGAUUAGAUUACUUCUUUAUCAAUUUGAUACACGCCGUGGACUUAGACACUUAGACUUCAAAUGCAAUUACAGUCUGUUGUUGUCUUAUAAAUAUUAGUCAUUUGUUGUCAUCAUCUUCUUCUUUACAGCAACAUUUCAUCCUUUUACAAUCAAACCAAAACACCCAAAAUGGCCGACGGAGUUCUCUCUAACGUUGUCGGAGAUAUCAUUAUCAAGCUGGGUUCUCGAGCCCUUCAUGAGAUCGGAUUGUGGUGGGGCGUCAAAGGUGAGCUUGAGAAACUUCAGGACACAGUUUCCAGUAUUCGCGAUGUUCUUCUGGAUGCUGAGGAGAAGCAGAAACUUAACCGUCAAGUGAAAGGCUGGCUUGAGAGGCUAGAAGAAGUUGUUUAUGAUGCUGAUGACUUGGUAGAUGACUUUGCCACUGAAGCUCUAAGGCGCCGAGUGAUGACUGGAAAUAGAAUGACAAAGGAGGAGAGGAUUGCAUGGAGGGAUCAAACUGAGUCCUCUUUACCUGAAGUGGUUAUUGGGAGAGAGGGUGACAAAAAGUCAAUUAUAGAACUUGUAUUGUCUUCCAAUGGUGAAGAGUGCGUUUCAGUCCUCUCAAUUGUUGGAAUGGGAGGGUUAGGGAAGACGACUCUUGCUCAAAUCAUAUUCAAUGAUGAACUGAUUAAGAAUUCAUUUGAGCGAAGAAUAUGGGUGUGUGUUUCAGAUCCUUUUGAUGUGAAAAUGGUUGUUAGAAAGAUUCUAGAGUCUGCAACAGAGAAGAAACCAGAAGAUCUUGAGUUAGAAGCACUGAAAUCUCAACUUGGAAGAAUUAUUGAUGGAAAGAAAUAUCUGCUUGUUCUAGAUGAUGUGUGGAAUGAAAAUAGAGAAAAAUGGCAGAAUUUAAAGAGAUUAUUAGUGGGUGGCUCUAGUGGAAGUAAGAUAUUAAUAACCACUCGCUCUAAAAAGGUGGCAGAUAUAUCUAGCACAAUGGCACCACAUGUUUUGAAAGGGUUGUCUCCGGAUGAUUCUUGGUCUCUGUUUUUGCGUGUAGCACUUGAGGGGCAGGAGCCAGAACAUGCAAAUGUAAGAGAGAUUGGAGAGGAGAUUUUGAAGAAAUGUUGUGGAGUUCCUCUUGCUAUAAAAACUAUCGCAAGUCUCUUGUAUGAGAAAAAUCCAGAAACUGAGUGGCUGCUCUUUUCAAGAAAUGAACUCUCAAGAAUAAGUCAAGAUGAUAAUGAUAUUAUGCCAACACUGAAGCUAAGUUAUGAUCAUCUCCCAUCACAUUUGAAGCAUUGUUUUGCAUACUGCGCAUUAUAUCCAAAAGAUUAUGAGUUUGAUGUGAAAACAUUAAUCCAUCUUUGGGUUGUACAAGGGUUUAUUGUGUCACCAAGUAGGAGUGAUUGUGUUGAAGAUAUUGGGCUUGAAUAUUUUAUGAAACUGUGGUGGAGGUCAUUUUUUCAAGAGGUGAAAAAAGAUAGAUAUGGAAAUGUCAAAAGCUGUAAAAUGCAUGAUUUAAUGCAUGAUCUCGCAACCACAGUGGGUGGGACAAGGAUCCAGCUAGUAAAUUCUGAUGCUGAUGCAUUAAAUAUUGAUGAGAAAAUCAGUCAUGUAGCAUUGAAUUUGGAUGUUGCACCACAAGAAAUUCUUAAUAAUGCAAAAAGACUACUAUCAUUUUUUUUGCUUGGGAAACAUGAUUACGAUGAACUGUUUAUUCAUAAAAACUUAUGGUGCUUGCGUGCAUAUGAUAUGGGUAAUCAUAGCAUUAAGAAGGUGGAUAAUAGUAUAAAAAUACUAAAACAUCUAAGAUAUCUUGAUGUUUCUCGGAAUCGAAAACUUAGGGCACUUCCAAAUUCUAUUACGGAUUUGCUCAAUUUACAAGUAUUAAAUGUCUCUGGCUGUGACCAGCUCCAAGAAUUGCCCAAAGAUAUUAAAAAGCUUGUGAAUCUUAGGCAUUUAUACUGUGAAGGUUGUUACUCUUUGACUCAUAUGCCACGUGGGCUUGGGCAGUUGACUUCACUUCAGACGUUGUCAGUGUUCGUAGUGGCAAAAGGGCAUAUUUCCUCAAAGGAUGUUGGAAAAAUAAAUGAAUUGAAUAAACUUAACAAUUUGAGGGGACGUCUUGUAAUUAGAAAUCUAGGAUGUGUGGAUAAUGAGAUUGUAAAUGUUAAUUUGAAAGAGAAGCCACUCCUUCAAUCAUUGGAAUUACUUUGGGACCACCAGAGUUGGAAUGAUUCAAAUGUUGAUAGAGAUGAAAUGUCAUUCCAAAAUCUCCAACCACAUCCCAAUCUUAAAGAGUUAUAUGUCUAUGGCUAUGGAGGCAGGAGGUUCCCAAGUUGGUUCUCUUCCCUCUCGAAUCUUGUCAUACUCUGUAUAUCGGGUGGCAAUGGAUGUCAGCAUCUCCCAUCAAUGGUUCAAAUCCCUUCUCUUCAAUAUCUAUGUAUUUCGGGAUUAGACGAUAUAGAAUACAUGGAGAUUGAGGGACAACAAACAUCAUUCUUUCCAUCCCUAAAGACUCUCGAGCUACGUCAUUGUCCUAAGCUUAAAGGAUGGCAGAAGAAGAGGGAUGAUUCGACAGCACUUGAGCUACUCCAAUUUCCUUGUCUUUCAUAUUUCUCUUGUCAUAACUGCCCGAAUUUGACCUCCAUCCCUCAGUUUCCAUCUCUCGAUUUAUCACUAUAUUUGUACAAAGCAAGCCCACAACUUGUGCACCAAAUAUUCACACCAUCAAUCUCUUCUUCUUCCUCAAUCAUUCCCCCUCUCUCUAAAUUGAAGCACCUUUCGAUUAAGUACAUUGAAGAGCUCGAAUCUCUACCUCGAGAUGGACUGCGGAAUCUCACUUGUCUUCAAGCACUAACCAUUGAUACUUGUCCGGCAUUGAAGUGUCUGCCUCAGGAGUUGCAUUCCCUCACCUCUUUACGAGAGUUGGAUAUCCGGGACUGUCCCCAAUUGAAGGAAAGAUGUGGAAAUAAAAAGGGUGCGGAUUGGGAAUUCAUUUCACACAUCCAAAAUAUUGAAGUUGAUAGACAAACAAUUCAAAAGGAGGGCCGGUAUCUACUGGAUGAUGAAGCUUCGAUCAGUGAAGGAUAAGUUUUCAACUGUUGGAUGUGUUUCUUCCAAAAUGAGCAGUGUAUUGCUUUUGAGUUCGCUCAUCAAGCUAGAGGAAUCAUUUAUUUGUUUUUUACGCACCUGAAAUUCUAAUAAAUUGGGAAGUGGGAAACAAAUUCAAAGAGAUUUUAAUUGCAUUGGCAGAAGUUAGUAGAGGACGUGGAAAAGAUGUUAUUGCUGCAAUUACUUUGAUUAAUCUUCUAAAUUAGGAUGAAAAUUGAUUGUGCUGAAGAAAUGAAGCUGAAUGAUGGGAGUUUUGCACACUUCUUCGAAUGACUUGCUGCAGGCCUGCGUAUUUCAGGAUCUAAAUUCUCACUCGAGAACUCUGUUUUGAUCAUCCAACAUGCGAUGCCCAGACUCAUCUGUGCUGCUUUUUUGUUUCUAAUUUCUCUGAUUUUAAGUAGUUUUGCUAUUAUGCUAAUCAUUUGUUCAUUCAAUGCAAAUAACAUUAUUUUCCAUUUUUUCCUGAGAAAUCAGUUUUUGUAUAAAUUGUGGUGCCAGAAUAUGUAAGAGCACUGAAUUUUAGAUGAA
Messenger RNA from Manihot esculenta (cassava), 3885 nucleotides. RefSeq names its product putative disease resistance protein RGA3. Gene Ontology annotation, molecular function: ADP binding. The transcript is spliced from 6 exons. The record is from RefSeq and is a predicted model, not a curated record. Gene Ontology annotation, biological process: defense response to other organism. Bases 433 to 3336 code for a protein of 967 amino acids. Lineage: Eukaryota; Viridiplantae; Streptophyta; Magnoliopsida; Malpighiales; Euphorbiaceae.